AUGGAAUAUGACGAGAAGCUCGCCCGGUUCCGGCAGGUCCAUCUCAACCCCUUCAACAAGCAGCAGCAUGAGCAGGGGGCUGGCGAGGAGGCCCUGGACAUUACUUCUCAAGCGCGCCUGCCCGAGCUGCCUCCCGGGGAGCCAGAGUUCCGCUGCCCAGAGCGUGUGAUGGAUCUUGGCCUGUCUGAGGACCACUUCGCUCGCCCCGUGGGCCUGUUCCUGGCCUCUGAUGUCCAGCAGCUGCGACAGGCCAUCCAGGAGUGCAAGCAGGUCAUCCUGGAGCUGCCAGAACACUCGGAGAAGCAGAAGGACGCCGUGGUGAGGCUCAUUCACCUCCGGCUGAAGCUGCAGGAGCUGAAGGACCCCAAUGAGGAUGAGCCCAACAUUCGAGUCCUUCUUGAGCACCGCUUCUACAAGGAGAAGAGCAAGAGUGUGAAGCAGACGUGUGACAAGUGUAACACAGUCAUCUGGGGCCUCAUUCAGACCUGGUACACCUGCACAGGGUGUUAUUACCGCUGUCACAGCAAGUGUUUGAACCUCAUCUCCAAGCCCUGUGUGCGGUCCAAAGUCAGCCACCAGGCUGAGUAUGAGCUAAACAUCUGCCCUGAGGCAGGGCUGGACAGCCAGGAUUACCGCUGUGCUGAGUGCCGAGCACCCAUCUCUCUGCGGGGCGUGCCCAGCGAGGCCCGGCAGUGCGACUACACUGGCCAGUACUACUGCAGCCACUGCCACUGGAACGAUCUGGCUGUCAUCCCAGCGCGUGUGGUGCACAACUGGGACUUCGAGCCGCGCAAGGUGUCCCGGGGCAGCAUGCGCUACCUGGCGCUGAUGAUGUCGAGGCCAGUGCUCCGGCUCCGGGAGAUCAAUCCUCUGCUGUUCAACUACGUGGAGGAGCUGGUAGAGAUCCGCAAGCUGCGCCAGGAUAUCUUGCUCAUGAAGCCAUAUUUCAUCACCUGCAGGGAGGCCAUGGCAGCGCGCCUGCUCCUGCAGCUCCAGGACCGGCAGCACUUUGUGGAGAAUGAUGAGAUGUACUCGGUGCAGGACCUGCUGGACACGCACACGGGCCGGCUGGGCUGCUCGCUGGCUGAGACCCACACGCUGUUUGCCAAGCACAUCAAACUGGACUGUGAGCGGUGUCAGGCCAAGGGCUUUGUGUGCGAGCUCUGCCGGGAGGGCGACGUGCUGUUCCCCUUCGACAGCCACACGUCUGUGUGCGCCGACUGCUCUGCUGUCUUCCACAGGGACUGCUACUACGACAAUUCCACCACGUGCCCUAGGUGUGCGCGCCUCACCCUGCGGAAGCAGUCGCUCUUCCGGGAGCCUGGUCCAGACCUGGACGCCUGA
Messenger RNA from Rangifer tarandus platyrhynchus (Svalbard reindeer), 1344 nucleotides. The record is from the annotation of a GenBank genome assembly. Lineage: Eukaryota; Metazoa; Chordata; Mammalia; Artiodactyla; Cervidae.